Coccidioides immitis RS is the source of this 1584-nucleotide messenger RNA. RefSeq names its product lipoyltransferase and lipoate-protein ligase. Gene Ontology annotation, molecular function: lipoyltransferase activity. Gene Ontology annotation, biological process: protein lipoylation. The record is from RefSeq and is a predicted model, not a curated record. NCBI's taxonomy places the organism in Eukaryota, Fungi, Ascomycota, Eurotiomycetes, Onygenales, Onygenaceae. The transcript has 3 exons. Gene Ontology annotation, cellular component: cytoplasm; mitochondrion. Bases 1 to 1584 code for a protein of 527 amino acids.
AUGACUCAGCCACAAUUCAACCUUACCAAAACAGUACUAGCUCCCGCUGCCUUGCUCCAGCCCGCCGGAGCUUCGGAGUCCGCCCAGACUCCGCCAGCCAGAAAAGAUCUCCGCCAACGAAAAUUCCGCCCUGCGUUCCUUGUCGUCCUCCCGCCCAGAUCAAUGCUUCCGCUACGCCAAUUGCAUUGGUCUUUAUUUCCCGGAGCACCAACAGGACAUGUUCCCAGAAUAAAAACCCUGCGCAUCGGUUUUCCUGGACGACGCCGGCACGCUUCUCACUCUCCCUCCGCUUUUCUAUUCCUCGUUAGCCAGCCUUCUGCUGAACACCAAAUCUACCAGUCUUUCAGCACCGAUCCAUAUGUCAAUCUCUCAAUCGAGAACUUCCUUUACAAACAUACCCCGACUGAUUCGAAAAUCCUUUUCUUAUACGUAAACAGUCCAACCGUCGUUAUCGGUAGAAAUCAAAACCCAUGGCUUGAAACGAAUCUACAUCUCCUUAACCGGGCUAAAGCUCCCAAGAAUGGGGUGGAACCCUCAUAUACCCCUGUCACUUUAUUGCGGCGCAGAUCCGGCGGCGGGGCCGUCUUCCAUGACGAAGGGAACCUGAAUUUCAGUGUGAUAUGCCCCAAACCUAUAUUCCACCGCGACAAGCAUGCUGAGAUGGUUGUUCGGGCUCUACAUAAACUUGGAGCCAUUAAUACGCGUGUCAAUACUCGGCAUGACAUCGUCAUGGGUGGGCAUUCGUCGGCCCCAGUGCCGCAGAGGGUUGUUCAUUUCGAUACGGACGACGUCGAGAGCCCACCGGUUCGGGCAACACCCCAGGCUCUAAAGAUUUCGGGCUCAGCAUACAAGCUGUCAAGCUUUAGGGCAUUGCACCAUGGCACUUGCUUGGUCGAUUCUCCAAACCUGGAAUCCAUUGGCGCAUUCUUGAGGUCACCAGCUCGGCCGUACCUGCAUGCGAAGGGCGUUGAAAGUGUAAGAUCUCCAAUUGGAAAUAUAUCUUCGACUCUCGGCGGCUUGUCGGGAUCUCAUCUAAUGCAGGCGCUGGUCACCAACAUCAUGGAGGAAUUUGCAUUGCUCUAUAAGGUCGACCCGGAUGCUCUAUUCAGUGCCCAGAAGCUGCGUGACCGACCCGGCUUCCAGUCUGGUAAAAACUGGUUGGUGGGUGCUGUUACUGCCAACACCAGUGUGGGGGUGAAUGAGAUUGAAGAAGACAUCCGUGACUUCAAGUCGCUGGAUUGGACCUACAAUCAAUGCCCUCGAUUCACCUUUUCCACCUAUCCGACAGAAGAGGACCCGCGAUUAAGGCCGGGCCUACCGUCUAAUCUGCACCCUUCGACCCGCAUAUUCCUACGGCUAAAAUUUGGAAGAAUAAUCGAGUCUUGCAUUUCCAUGUCCGACGAUCCCGAAACAGCAGAUUUCCAAUCUCGACGGGUCCAUGAAGUCCUCCAGGGGAGGCAGCUUCACGAAAUCUUAGACUGGAGACAAGCCCUCAAUGGCGUUGCUGAUGCAUUCGGCUCGUCACAGGAUGUCCUGAACCUUAGCGAAUGGCUUAAUACCAAAAUUGGUCGCCGGCCGUCCUAG